AUUUGCUUCGCAGGCCUUUUUCCCCAUCUCACGCUAGACGCGAAUGUUUCAUUUUAAAGGCUGACCUCAAAACCCGUUAUAUCCUCGCAACUGAGAAGCUAGUGCCUUUUUCUACUAAUACAUCGGAAUGUGUUUCCCUGGAAAACGACAAAAAGACAACUUCACCGAGCCAAAACCCACACCUCUAGAUACAAAAGCCCCAGCAAAUCAACCAGAGCACCCAGUUUCUCCCCCCGUUCUCCCUCCACUUUCAUCUAUUUCUCCAACCAAUAUGCCUGCCCCUAGGAUCGCUAUCGUCACUUACUCCCUUUACGGGCAUAUCACAAAGAUGGCUGAGGCCGUCAAGAGUGGUAUCAGCAAUGCUGGUGGUAAUGCCUCUAUCUAUCAGAUCCAGGAGACCCUCUCCGACGAUAUCUUGAAGCUCGUCAAGGCGCCUCCUAGACCCGAUUACCCUGUCCUCGUCCCUGAUGACCUUGUCAACUUUGACGCGUUCCUCUUUGGUAUCCCCACUCGUUACGGCAACUUCCCCGUUCAGUGGAAGGCAUUCUGGGACGCCACUGGCCCUCUCUGGAGCAAGGGCGCUCUUCAGGGCAAGAUGUGCGGUGUGUUUGUCUCCACUGGUACCCAAGGUGGUGGACAGGAGAUCACCAUUUCCAACACGUUGUCCACUUUCGUGCACCAUGGUCUCAUCUACGUUCCCCUCGGCUACAAGCACUCCUUCCCUCAGUUGUCUAACCUGACCGAGAUCCACGGUGGUUCUUCUUGGGGUGCAGGAACCUAUGCAGGCACGGACGGUUCCCGCCAGCCUUCACCUCUCGAAAUGGAGAUUGCUGCUAUCCAAGGCAAGGCCUUCUGGGAUACUGUGGCACAAUACCACGGCCACGCCAAGUCCUCGUGAAUCUAGAUAUUGAUAUGUACGGAUUCAGCUUGGAUUGUAUAUACAUUGCGCACGCAUAAUAUGAAUUAAAUCUCGCGCUCGUGCAAAGUCCCAUUACAUAGAUGGAUAUUUUCUGAUCGUAUGUGUUCGCAUCAA
Suillus fuscotomentosus is the source of this 1033-nucleotide messenger RNA. RefSeq names its product putative 1,4 benzoquinone reductase. NCBI's taxonomy places the organism in Eukaryota, Fungi, Basidiomycota, Agaricomycetes, Boletales, Suillaceae. The transcript has 5 exons. Gene Ontology annotation, molecular function: FMN binding; NAD(P)H dehydrogenase (quinone) activity. The record is from RefSeq and is a predicted model, not a curated record. Bases 128 to 898 code for a protein of 256 amino acids.